Molecule: messenger RNA, 1545 nt
Organism: Cercospora beticola
Lineage: Eukaryota; Fungi; Ascomycota; Dothideomycetes; Mycosphaerellales; Mycosphaerellaceae
Source: RefSeq, a predicted model, not a curated record
AUGGCGGACAGCGACGACGAACUCGAGCCAACGCUGGUCAAAGUCCUCCCACUCGCGCUCGAAGAAACUUCAAAGAAGAGGAAGGGGAGCAGGGAGCAAGACCAGCAUGAACAAGAACACGUUGAAAUCGCGAACAGAAGGAGACUUGUCCCGAGAACGAGGAAAACGUUGCAGAAGAGACAAGAUGAAAAAGGCAUCGAACAGCAAGAGAUCAGCAAGUCCAACGACGAUCAGGCUGAGCAGCAUCGAAAGGGCGCCAAAGCGAGCAAAGAGAAGAAGGAAGCUGAAGCUGCAGUCAAAGAGGAUGAGAACGACAAAAAUCAGAAAGUCGAGUCCCAGCCCGACCAACAUGAGAAGGCUGAUGUUGACGGCAAGCCAACCCACGAAGAGGAGAAUCACAGCGACGCGAGUGACAACGACCACGAUACGAAUAAUCAGAAUCGGAAGAUCGACAGACCAGAAGGUGACAGUCAGAAAUCCAAGACUCAAACCAACGAGUUCGAAAUCGAAGAUUCAGCGAGCGGUCGCGGGUUGCUUGCACGUGCUGCGUCUACGGUCACCAAGCUGCAUAUUUGGUGGAGAGGAGGCAAAGCAGUGACCGAACCCACGGAACCUGCGAAAGACACCUCGGAUGAAGUUCACAAGAAAGCAAACGACGAGCAGGAUGAACAAGAUACUUUGCAGCAGAACGUCGAAGUUCCGGACGAAAAGAGCCAGCAAGCCAAAGACUUAUCCCCAGUGCCUCUGCCGGAUACGCCGCCAACAAGUCCGGUGGCCUACCGCCCGACGCCUGCAGCAUGCUUCCCUUCAUAUUCAGUCGUUCACCAAUCGAUGCCUGCCGCUUUCUUCUCUUCGGCGCAAAGCUCUGCAAGUGAUGAUGACGGUGAGCCGCCACUGAUGAAGGUCUUCCAAGUCGGCCAACAAUCGAAGGAAGAUCUGGAGCAAGGGGUCAACCAUACGGCCCAGGACAGUGAGAAGCAGGGUGAUGAAAUUGAAAAUGAAGGUAAGCAGGUUAAAGUGAAUCGAAAGAACAGACUGCAGAAGGGCGAGAACAACAGCAUGGAUUCAUAUUCCUCACUCACUCCUGCACCCACAACGACCACCAUGAUGCCUCCAGCUCCGCUCGCCCUCCAUGCCAAGCGAAAGCACUCCCCUGUUCACACCCCCGGAACCGCCACCGUGGUGACACGAGCAGAUCCAAUCGCCUUCCAUUUUGGAGCAAAACCAUCCCCUGCUCCCACCAGCCACGGAAUUGAAGGUCCCGUUCUCGGCACUCCAUUCGCCAAUCACUCGAACUAUACUCCGUCCUUCGGUCCAGUCUCGACGGGGAAGACGCAACCUCCAUAUUCCAAAGCCGUCGCGUUUGCCAAAGGCAAAGGACAGACCACGAAAACCACGUCGUCUUCUGAGGGGAAGAAGAAGGCAGAAGCAGAACAAGAGCAGGAGCCGGAAUCGGACCCAGAUGAUCGAUCUCCGCUGACGGAAGAUCAGAUGUGGGAGGAGAUGGAAAAGGCACUGCGAAGGAUCGAGAAGAAGAAGAGAUAG